GAAAAAAGGGAGGGGGAAUGCCUACUGAAUGGCAUGGCUGGGGGAAACUUUAAACUGAUUCUGCCAAAUCUUCGUUCAACGAUGCGAUGCUGACCAGGACUGAGCAGAUUCCCAUUGGGUCGGUGCUGAAUUUGAACAGGCAGAGAAACACUGGAUAGAUUAAACAUCGCGCUUUUGAUGGAGACGUCUGGAGACUGCAACACCCCAUAUGUUAGAGUGACUUCAAGGAACCGUAAACCACUGCAGAAUCCCAAGCCACAAGUGGGGAAAAAACGCUUGUCUCAGGCACGCCACAGAGCUACUCUGGCUGGACUCUUCAGCAACCUACAAGAAGUUGUAUAUUCUCAGCAAGAUAGUUCUGCAUCAAAGUGUCAGGUUUUAUAUAAGACUAAGAAUUAUAUUCUGGAACUGGAACAAACCUUGGAAAACUUGCUGAAGAUGAAAGACGUUUUGAAUCUGGAAGAUGGCAGUCCCUCAAGCUUGGAGGAAGUAAAAGAGGAAUAUGUCAAGAUGUACUUUAGCAAUUGCAGCAUAGCGCCCCCUUCAAAUGCUAUGAUUCAGAGUGACACCACUGUAUGCUCUGUGAUUCAAGAGCAUGAGAAGAACUCAAUAGAAGAGGAUGUAAAUCUAAAAAUUACACAGUCACCAACCAUCUCCUCUCCUGAUCUUAUGGAGUUUGAACGAUACUUGUAUUUUUACAAAGAGACGGUAGACCUGCUGGUAGAUAAAGGGGUUGUGAGCCCUGAAGAGGUUAUGCUGCCUGUGGUCUCCAUGGCUGUUUCCCACUUGUGGCAGGGUCUCCCUGAAGAAAGGAGGGACAGCGCCCUGCAGUACUGCUGUAGUCAGAGAAAUAAUUUCCUCUCUGAGUUCAGGAGAGCAUCCCAAGAACUUGCCUGGACUUCUGAGGGCAGUGUGAGAGACAGCGUGACCAAUAGUCAGGAAGCCAGCGGUUCAGUAUUAUCCACAUCCGAGGAGAUUCUCUUUGAAGAUGCAUUUGAUGUGGCAACUAGCUUCCUUGACAGAAACGAAACUCAAGAAAUGUCCAGUCAAAGCUCAGCUUUCACAGGAUGUGUUUCAGAAAGCCAAGAGGAUAACCAUCAACUCUACCUGCAGAUCACCAACUUCUUGAAAAGCCUGUUUUUUGGUAGCAUGCAGCCGCCACAGGAAGAAGUACUCCAGUUAGAUUAUGAGACCGUGAUGCUGAGAUGCACAGAGACAUUUGAUGAUGAAGAUUUGUAAAUUAAAAUAUUUCAUUAAGUGGAAAAACUGUAAUUGUUGCUUAAUGGUAUUUGUUUCUCCCACCUUUCCCAGCACCAUCAGCAGAGGGGAGAGGAGAUACUGCACCAAUUCCUACUGCAUGCAUCAUGUUUAAAAUAGUUUUGUUAAUGUUGACUUCAAAGUUUUUAAUCAGUUAAAUUAUUUGUACUUUUACAUGCAUUACAACUUGAUAUUUAUAAAGUUUUUAAAAUGUACACCUGCUGUUUGAUGCUGAUUAUGGUAAA
Molecule: messenger RNA, 1502 nt
Organism: Pogona vitticeps (central bearded dragon)
Lineage: Eukaryota; Metazoa; Chordata; Lepidosauria; Squamata; Agamidae
Gene: STRA8
Product: stimulated by retinoic acid 8
Biological process (GO): spermatogenesis; oogenesis; activation of meiosis
Cellular component (GO): nucleus
Molecular function (GO): protein dimerization activity
Source: RefSeq, a predicted model, not a curated record